Messenger RNA from Stylophora pistillata, 6698 nucleotides. RefSeq lists its product as uncharacterized. NCBI's taxonomy places the organism in Eukaryota, Metazoa, Cnidaria, Anthozoa, Scleractinia, Pocilloporidae. Gene Ontology annotation, cellular component: membrane. Gene Ontology annotation, molecular function: protein binding; calcium channel activity. Gene Ontology annotation, biological process: detection of mechanical stimulus. The record is from RefSeq and is a predicted model, not a curated record.
AUGAAUUUCACUUGGAUCUGCUAUAAACCAGGUGAGAGUCCUGAGAUUGAUGACCCCAGUUCUCUUCCUGUGGUGUAUCCUGACGGUACUUCGUCAGCCUCCACUGGAUCUGGAGGCUGCUUUAAUAAAGGACCCGGAAGAUUGCCAUUCAACGAUACUUCUUUUACAAUAACAUUCGACAACAGUUUGAUGGUGCGAGGACACACAUAUUACAUAAUCCUCAGAGUGGAGAAACGUCAACGGUUUGAUUAUUACACGCAGAAAGUAGCCGUGGCAGAGGCCCCUCCUCCAUUUAAUAUCAGCUGUACGUCCGCGAAUUGCGAGCGAAAUGCAGUCAUUAACUUGCGACUUGAAUUGAAUGCAGUUUGCGUGGGACUGUCAAGCAAGUGCAGUCAAAGUCUGACACACAAAUGGUUUAUGUAUGAAAAAGAAAAGGAUGGCGGAGGAGGAUGGAAGGAAACAGCCGGAUUCUAUCAGGCAUUGAUAACCUCAUCCACUGGUAGAGCGAUUGUUCUGAAGGAAAACUUUCUCCAAAAGGAGAUGUUCUACCAGAUAAGAUUUCGAACUGUGACUUAUUACAGGGGGGAAGGAUAUUCCUUCUACGACUUCCAUACAAACAGCCCUCCCAAACUGGGGACGUGUAAAAUCGAUAAGAGUGAAGGAAAGGCAGCCCUGGAUACGUUCCAUUUACAGUGCAAUGAUUGGUACGAUACGGACCUACCGCUGACCUACCAAGUGAACAUUCCGAAAGAGGACGGCACAUACAUAUUUUUAGCAUCGGAAACAAAUAAUUCCAUACCAUUACGUCUACCAGUGGGAAAUAAAAGUGAUGGUAAUCGAUUGCAACUUGAAGUGGCAGUCAUUGACUCCUUCUUGGCGUUCACUAAAAUCAAUUUAACUGUUGUCGUAUAUACGCCAUCAGGAGAGGAAUUCGAGUCUCAGGCAUCAGGCUUAACAGGCGAAGACAGUGAGCUUGAAGAUAUCGUAAACAAGGGACUAGAACAAAAUGCCGUACAGCUGAGUAUUGGUAUUCUCAGCGCUUUCAACUCUCUGGCACAAAGCAAUGCUACAACCACCGACAGUUCCACGGUUCGUGAGAACGUCAUCAAUAGUAUAACGAAGUUAACAAUAAAUGACACUUCAAAUGCGAAUCAGAUAGCGAGUGUGUUGGUCGAGGCUACAAAGGAGGAAGGGGGCAUUUCUCCCUCAUCAGGGCUCCAAGCCCUAGGAGCUUGUGAGAACAUGGUGUCCGUCUUGUCGGUGGAAAAAAACAACACGGAGUCUAGAGAUGCAGUCGAAAAUGCUGGCAAACAAAUCAUAUUGGUGGCAGGGAGCUUGUUAGGAGGAGCAGUUUUGUCCAGCGGGAGUGUGAAUGCUUCACAGUUUGGAGACGUGGCCAAGAAAGCCUGGAGCUUGACUGAUACUCUAGCCAAGGUCUUUCUUGACCGUUUGCUUCCCGGUGAAACUCCUACUUUCUUUCAAAGUCCACGUGUCACCAUGCAGUUGUACCGUCAGCAUGCUGAUGAAGCCCUACCACAGAGUUUGGAAGUCGGAGGGGGUUCAUUUUCUCUUCCAUCAAACCUCUCGUUGGGCAAUGGGUCACAUUCUAAAAUUAUUGAUCGCAAUGUGCAAUUCUCUGAUUUGGAUCCUUUCAUAUGGCAAAAAAAUGAUACCCUUAAAGCAGGAACACGCGUGGUCAGUCUUUCUUUCCUGGAUGAACAUGGAAAUCUGAUACCAGUUGAGAACUCUGGAUCGGACAUUGAGAUAAAUAUCCCCACGAAAAGUCAAAUUCAAAGUCAAAACAUAUCGGUCAACUUUGUCAAUCCCGUAAAUGGUACCAUGGCUUAUCAUACCUUUCGAGUAGAACAUAAAGACACGGCGUUUUCACUUCGAAUAGUGCCAUUCAACGAGUCACACUUGGAGGUAUUUUUGAGGCACCGAAAAAGACCAAACAAAACUCAUUUUGACGAUAAAAUUAUCUUGCCAGAUCUUACCUCAUGUUUACCACCAGAGGAUGAAAAUUGCACCCUUUUAUCUAGGUUUAUGCGAUGCUUAGGUAAGGUAAAUGUAUCAUCUACCUAUCAUGAUGCAAACUUUACCAAACCUGGCCAACCCAAAACCUGCGGUCCUAAAAAUGAUUCCGUUCCCACGCCCGCGCCGUCUGAAAACGGCGAAGACGCGUUCAAAUGUCCUGAUGUGUGCAAAUAUGAAAACCUGACUUACUCCAACUGCUCGUGCGAUGAGAUUCCUAAUCUCUACUUCCUGUUUAACAAGACUCUCGAGGAAAAUCCUGCGACGUGUAGAAAUUUCACAAGCUUUACAAUGUGCCCGAAUGAUACACUAUGUAAGAACUUGGUUAACGUUUUAACUUGCUAUGCACUGGAUUUACAACGUUACCGACAGUGCCAGGAGAUCCUUUUCGCGCCUCGUAAACUGUUUUAUGAUACUUACGGAAGGUGUCUUGAAGAUCCGUUGAAAGUUUUCUUCAAUACUUCAUUCGCAAAAUUAGGCAAGUGGUAUGUUGGUGUAAAACCGUAUAUACCUCCCUUCGUCAACCAUACAAAAAAUGCAGAGGAUGACAUGGAUAAUAAUUUUGACAAUUCUGGUAAUCACACAGAUCAACACUGGUGGCACGUGGUACUAAAUAUGACAAAAAGGAAAGAGGUGGAAAAGUUUCUCGAAGAAUCCGUUGUCGAGGAGAUGAACAACCACUAUAACAGAACAUUAAAACUAAAAAAGUGCAGGUGGUAUAAUGGCAAAAAAUGCGAACGUAUUGUAUCGUUUAGACUAUGGCUUUGGGAGGAGGAGAUGGGAAUUCAUAAUGAUUAUGAUAACGAUGACAAUGACGAUGAAAAGGACGACGACGACGACGAUCGCCGCCGCAAAGGAAGGUCACUUUCGCUGACAGAAAGAGACCCAGAAUCAGAUGUUAAGGCUAGAAGACUUUGCAUUGAAGUCGACGAAAAGCCUCCCCCACCUAAAGUUGGCGCAAAAAUGGAGCUCAUUGAAAUACCCAUUCUUGAUGCAAAUGUUUCGACCUUGUAUACAUUUGAUGUUAGGUUUUACACGUGCCUUUUUUGGGAUGAAUUGAAAGAGGAAUGGAGCACAAAGGGGUGCAAGCCUGGUCCAAAUUCGACUGACGAAGUCCUACAAUGUUUCUGCAACCACCUGACCUCAUUUGGAGGAGAGCUUUUUCCUCCGCCCAGCGCCAUUGAAUUUGACACGGCAUUUCUCGGAUUUGCCAGCCUCGGCGAUACUGGAAAUAUCGGAGUAAUCGUCGCCGUUGGUGUAUUUUUCUUCUUGUACUUUAUCGUUGCGGUGUUUGAAAGAAAAGCUGACAAAAGAGAUAAAGAAAGGCUGUCUGUGUCCAUUCCUGUGCGGAUAACAAAGCCUGGAAGUCAUGCCUAUGAGAUUGCUGUUUACACAGGAAUGUUUGGCUCAUCUGGUACAACUGCGAAUGUUUCCAUGAUGAUCAACGCCGAAAAGGGAGAGACUGAAAUACUUCCCCUGAGUUGUGGUAAAAAUCCUUUUUCUCGAGGCAGUGUAUGCUCCUUUGUGGUGAGACUCCCUCACGUUCUUGGUCGACUAAACUAUGUGAGGUUAUGGCACGACAACUCAGGCCCGAGUCCAUCAUGGAAUUUACAUCAGGUUGUAGUCCGUCACGUGGCUACAGGUCAGAAAUGGUUCUUUAUGUGUAACCGCUGGUUGGCUGUUGAAAAGGAUGAUGGACAAAUUGAAAGAGUACUUUUUGUGGCUGAUCGAAAACAAUUGUCAGGAUUCCACAAUCUGUUCUACACAAGAGCCUCCAAAGACAUAGGAGAUGGUCACCUUUGGUUUUCAGUCUACACCAGACCGCCAAACAGCUCUUUUACUCGAUUUCAGCGCUUAACUUGCUGUAUAUCACUUCUAUUCUCCUCCAUGCUUGUUAAUGCAAUGUUCUACGAGUAUGGUUUAAAACAACAAGGUCUCCAAGUUACGUUUGGUCCAAUUAAUUUUAAUUGGAUAGAGUUAAUGACUGGAAUUCAAAGUGGUUUGGUCGUCUUGCCGGUUAACCUAUUGAUCAUAAGCAUUUUUCGUUAUACGGGACCCAAAUCAUCGGCUAAGACAAAGAAAUUUUGGUUGCCUCAUGGUUUUAUUUACAUAGCGUAUACACUAUCCUUACUAACGAGCUUGACGGGUGCAGCCUUCACAAUGUUUUACAGCAUGAUAUGGGGAACUGAAAAGUCCAACAAAUGGAUCACAUCGGUUGUUGUCUCUUUGGUGCAGGACAUCUUUUUUAUUCAGCCCCUUAAAGUGAUCAUUGUUGCUUCUUUGCUUUCCAUUUUGUUACGCAAGCCCCCGGAGGAAGACAGAGAAGAGGUACAAGGUGACGAGGUUGCUGAGAUUUCAAGCAUAGAACUUGAGGACUCAAACCCAGUGGAAGAUAAGCUGCACUUCUCUGAGACACUUUCGGAACUCUAUACUCCUCCUGAUCCACUGAAGGUGGCCAUUGCCAGGAGAAAGAAAGUCAAGGAAGUUAAAAUGUGGAGAUUUUUCUUCAAGUUUGCAUUGCAUUUGGUGUUUGCCCUACUGUUGUCUGUAGUUUGUUACGGACGUCUAAGCAGCGAUAGAUUCAGAUUGAACAAAAACAUGAAGGACACCUUCAACGCAAAAAUUAAUAAGGUCAAGAAUGUACACACAUUUUGGUGGUGGUGCAUGAAUUCUAUGCUUCCUGGUUUGUAUAGUGCCCCAUGGUAUAAUGGACGACCAUUUGAAGAGGAUGAUUUCUUCUCCAAUAAAAGGGCGUUUAUUGUCGGCCUUCCUCGACUGCGACAGCUACGUAUAAAACCAGAGCCAUGCCUUACAUGGUCUGCUUAUCCAGAGUUUAAACGCUGGUUUCCCCGAUGCUAUCAUGAGUACCGAAGCAGUAUCAUUGACUAUAGCCAUUCAGCACUGGAGUUGAUUGAUGUCUCGCCAUUUUAUGCCGACAUCGGAACUGGCAGCAGCAGCAGCCGUUACAAUUAUUUUAACAACAGUAGUAACGGUAGCAGUUACACCAACAGAAGCAUUCAAGAAAUAUUUUCCAUUGUGCCAGUCUCGUGUGACCACACCGUCAAAUUCCAGGAUGCGACAUCCUUGGGCACUUUACCUUUUGUGACAUCAAUUGGCACUUAUGCCGGUGGUGGACUUGUAGCAGAACUAGGAUAUGAAAAAGAGACAGCCUGGGAGGUCAUUACCAACCUUAUUGCUGACAACUGGAUCAACAGACGGACAGUGAUUGUAUUGUUUGAGUUCGUCACAUUCGAGCCAGCGACAAAUCUGUUUGCUUUUACUCGAUAUUCUUUCGAGUGGUUACCUACAGGCGGCAUGGAAUUAUCUUAUCGUACUGACCCUAUUUCCUUCUCCCGCAGCAUCAAUUCACACACCGGUUCAAUUUUUUUAGCAUGUUACGUAAUCAUUGUUUUCAUACUUAUAUCCUCAAUCUACAUAGAGAUACGCGAAAUGCGUCAACUAGGUUGGGCGUACUUGAAAAACAUAUGGAGCUUUAACGAGUGGGGAUUGAUAUCCCUCACAAUUACAACUAUGGUGAUUUUCUUCUUCAAAGCCGAACAAACCCGAAAACUUGUUGUGAAAGUUCAUGAAAAUCCUUAUGGCCGGAUGAGUUUUGAUUAUGUUGCGUUAUGGACAGACAUAGAAAACGUGAUUAUUGCCAUGGUUACUUUUCUGUCCACACUGAAGUUCCUUCGCAUCUUGAAGUUUAAUAAGCAUAUCUCCCAAUUGGCUAAGAGCAUAACUGUAUCCAAAGGUCCCAUGCUAUCGUAUUCAUUUGUCUUCCUCGUGGCUCUUCUGGCUUUUGCCGUCAUGGGUAACAUGCUAUUUGGACGUUCAGCGUACAUGUUUUCUACAUUCACGAGGUCUUUGGUAAACGUCUGUGAAAUGAUACUGGGAAAAGGAACAAAUUAUGAUGACUUGGAAGCAAUAAACCAUUUUCUCGGACCUUUCUUCAUCUUUUUUUAUUUUUUCGGUAUGACUGUUUUCCUGAUGAACUUCUUUGUAGCCAUACUGAACGACUCCUUCACGGAUGCAAGAGAAAUCUUGGAAGAAAACCGAACUGAAGACAGCGAAAUGUCCGAUUUUAUUGGGGAAUACGCCAAGGCCAUGCUCAGGGAAAUAUCAAAGGAGCUCGCAAGGAGUGGAGCAAAAGUAAAAAGAUAUGAAACCUCUGAAGAUAACUUCGCACCAUUCAGUAAAGAAGCGAAAGAACGGGACUUUUUCUUGUACUGAUGGUUUUUGUUGGGCUGCGGUAGGUCGCAUAUGGGUCAUAAUUGUGAGAGAUCUGUUAGUGGUGCUUACAGCUAACGUUUAACUUUGUAGCUUUUUGCGCCUAAAGGUUUAGUAUUUGGGCCUUUUCACGGUAAAGAAUUAUCACUUUCAAUUUACGGUUAGAUUUGUCAGUUUUUUUUUUGUCUUUGCACGCCUAACGGUAAUUGCAGCCUUUUUACUGCUAACGGUUAAUUAAAACGCCAUUUCAGAGGAGAAGGGUUCACACGCUUUGACGAUGAAGCCAUGUUCAGCGGUGAAAAUUGAAAUUUCAAAUGAGCGUUGUGUAAUGUACAUUCAAAUGUCGCUAAUCAAACUAGUUUCAGGAUUCGUUUAACAUUUCAUUGGUUCAUUUAUUUCACAAAACUUACAUAAAAUUAACAUAGAUAGAAAAGUAA